Molecule: messenger RNA, 714 nt
Organism: Mytilinidion resinicola
Lineage: Eukaryota; Fungi; Ascomycota; Dothideomycetes; Mytilinidiales; Mytilinidiaceae
Exons: 2
Coding region: 1-714 (237 amino acids)
Source: RefSeq, a predicted model, not a curated record
AUGGCACCCAAUGCCCCUCAAAUAGAAGUGAGGUUCCUUGGGCCUUCUGGGAAUGUGUUGAUGCAACAGCUCCGCCCGCCGCCGCCACGUCGUUCGGUCAACCCACUCCCAUCUCACGACUCGAGGAGCGCAAUAAGCUCAGCCGCUGCCCCAAAAGCUGGAUCCUAUAUUGAGAAGACCACUGCAGCAACGGACACACCUCCGCAGAAGCGUACGAAACGGGGGGAUGAUACGAAUCUUGGAAAGCGCGCGACCUUGUCCAGCGAGAAAAGCGUGGAGGAGCGAGAAGCCGAAGACAGCAAUCAAAAGACAAACAUCUCCAUUGAUUCACGUCUAAAUCCUAUCGGAACGACUUAUGAACGCGUCGAGACUGCUGCGGGUUCGGCGGCACCCACAGAUCCCUCAUACCACAAUGCAAGCACGGGCAUGACCACCCAAAUGCCUCUACCAGCACUUCCCGUAGGCGGAAAUGACUCUGUAAUAGGGGCAGAAGCGCUCUCAGCACCUGGAGCUUUGACUGGAACUCAAGUAGCGAGCUCUGUCAUACAGAAGGUACCUCUAGUAAAGCAUCGAAAGAUGACCACUGCCAACGGUGACGAAGACACGGACGGCUCGGAUACGGAUGCGGAUAUUGCGCAGCCAAACUUGUAUAUACAGUCGUACAAAGAUUCCCUAAGCAGACUUGCCUCUCAACCACAUCAUUCAGAUUCAUAG